AGAGCCGUGUUCGAGGUUCAGCGGGAUUCGUUCCCAUCCAUUUCUUUCUUUCUCUCUACACUGUUUUUCUCCUCUUGCCAUGUCGGCGCCAAAAAUUAUCAUCCAGAUCCUCGUCACAGGCGCACAGAUAUUCGGCAAGGCUUUGUUCGAAGCUGGGAGGCAAGCUGUCAAAAAUGCCAAACAUAGUCCACAGGGCGCGAUUGCGAGUGAUGUUGCGGGUGUACGAAAUGCGACGUCGGGGUCGGUGACGGAUAAACUUACCCGUGAACAUCGCAUGACGCUGGACGAGGCGCACCUCAUUCUUAAUGUCAAGCGUGGAGAGAUGUUGGAGAGUGUGAUGAAGAGCUACGAGCAUUUAUUCAAGGUGAACUCGCCACGGCCGGCCCCAGCGCCCGAAGCUGGUGCGACAGGACGCGCAGGAAAGCAGGCAGCGCUUCCUUCACAUUCACAUUAUCUGCAGUCCAAGGUCGUACGAGCGAGGGAACGGAUAGAGGCGGAGAUGAAGAUCGGUGCAGAGGAUGCUGCAGCUGGGGAGGGUGUCGGUGCGGGAGCUGGUAAUGCAGCAAGUGGGCCAAGUACUGGCGCGGGGACGGGUGGAGGUGCGAGUUAGCGUCGGGGCGCGUCAGAGAUGGACGGGAAGUUGUGCAUGGUGUUGUAUUGAGUAUACUAAACAUACUAAACAUUCUAGAGACCAGAGUUGUCGUUUUUGCCAUCCCCAUUCACUCACUCACUGCUCAUUGAUUUAUUUGUACAUGGUUCGUAGCAUGAUGACAUAUCUUAAUGCAUGGCUUGAUAUCAU
This is a messenger RNA of Serpula lacrymans var. lacrymans S7.9, 799 nucleotides long. RefSeq lists its product as uncharacterized. The record is from RefSeq and is a predicted model, not a curated record. Gene Ontology annotation, cellular component: TIM23 mitochondrial import inner membrane translocase complex. NCBI's taxonomy places the organism in Eukaryota, Fungi, Basidiomycota, Agaricomycetes, Boletales, Serpulaceae. Gene Ontology annotation, biological process: protein import into mitochondrial matrix. Bases 80 to 610 code for a protein of 176 amino acids. The transcript has 4 exons.